Molecule: messenger RNA, 3291 nt
Organism: Penicillium samsonianum
Lineage: Eukaryota; Fungi; Ascomycota; Eurotiomycetes; Eurotiales; Aspergillaceae
Exons: 7
Coding region: 1-3291 (1096 amino acids)
Molecular function (GO): protein binding
Source: RefSeq, a predicted model, not a curated record
AUGACAACCUCCUCACUAUGGGCGCUUGCUCUAUCAUCACUCCCCGAAAAGGACCAGCGCAUCUUCAAAAUACCAAACACCUCAUCUCCAGACACAAAACAUAUUUUGAAUGAUAUCCUAUCGGCACUCGAAAGCCAGCGUGACCGCUGCAAGCGGGAUAAAUGGACCACGAUCAGCAUCGCGGGGAAGGAGCUCAUCAUCCGCGAUGUAUGCGCCAAGGUCGCUGCAUAUGUCAGGAAAUUCUUGGAGGUAGUUGAUGUCGCGGUCCAGUUUGACCCUGUUCACGCGGCGUUGCCGUGGGCCGGUGUGCGUUUCUUGCUACAGUUAACCUUCUCUGGGUUUGAAGCUUUUGGUGCUAUUGUCGAGGGAUUGGAGAAGGCCACAGGAUUGAUAGCCCGAUGUGGGAUUCUUGAAGCGCUGUUCAUCCGACAUGGUAAGGGUACUACUGAAGGAAGAUUGGGCUUAGAACAGGAAAUGGUGAAAUUGUAUUCUGUUGUCCUGGGCUUUAUUUGCAAGGCUAAGAAGCAUCAUGAUUCCUCGCGCAUGAGGCGGGUCUUGAACUUGACGUCCUGGGUGUCCAUUCAAGAAUCGGUGAAGCAAAUGGAGGCUGCGGAGGGAAACGUUUUGGCUUUGAAAAGUCUCGUUGAUAGCGAGAGGGCGGAAGAUAUCCAGGACGGCAUUUCCAUGAUGCUCCUAACGGUGACCUCGACCGCCGAGGACGUUGACAAUAUCCAAGCAAGACUGAAGGCAGCACUUACAGACCUUGAGCGCCCUCUGAUCAGGAUUACGGAUCAGGUAUCUGACCUUCAUGAUGCUUUAAAAGCGAGCGAGAGGAGCGAGCUUCUAACGUGGCUUUCCCCUGUCCGUGCUCAACAACACUAUAGAGAGGCAUUGGCAUCUGUACUAUCUGGCUCGGGCGAGUGGCUCUCUCAAGAUCAACGCUUCGUGACCUGGAGGGACUCAAGCAGUUCCGAAACAUUUUGGUUACGUGGCAUACCGGGCUGCGGAAAGACAAAACUUGCUGCGAUCGUGAUUCAACACCUACGUCAACAGAGCUGCGGUGCAUCGCAACCAGCGCCAAUAGCCCAUUUUUUCUGUUCUCAAAAUCCUGCAGAGCCGGAACGAACCGACCCUCGAGAUAUAAUCCGAUCAUUGGUAAAGCAGAUUUCUCUAGCUAGAGAAGGAGAUGACUUUCGCGUCCGAACCCCGUUACUGAAAGUGUAUCAAUUGCGACAAGGAGAAGCGAGCCACAUUGGAGAAAGACCGGCACCGCUGACGGUAGAAGAAUGCGUUGAAGUGAUGUGUGAAAUCGGCCGAGCGACUCCGUUUACAAUUGUCAUUGAUGCAUUGGACGAAUGCAGCUCCCAGCAACGACGCAUUCUCCUUGAGGCUCUUGAUGAGGUUCGACAACGAUGUCGAGAUGUUGUCAAGGUUUUCGUUUCAAGCCGGCAUGAAGAAGAAAUUGCAGUGUCAUUUAUGAAAGGAGAAACCUUGGAGGUAACUUCUCAAGCAAAUCAUGAAGAUUUGAAGCGAUUUGUGGAAACCGAGGUCGAAAGAUUCGUGAAAAGAUGGUCUACUAUGCAUGACGAGUCGACCGCGGCGCUUCAGAAGCUUGGGGAGGACAUAAAAGAAGCACUUAUGACAGGCGCACAAGGAAUAUACCUAUUGGAGAGAGGAGCCAAUCCCAACAUCGAAGACAAGAAGCUGGGUGAUCCGCUCCAAGCUGCUGCCUCAUUUGGAAAUCUCGAUAUGAUGCUGCUACUGCUGGACCACGGAGCAUGUGUGAAUGGAUCAGGUGGCCAUUUUGGUAACACGCUGCAAGCUGCCUCUUUUAACGGACACGGGCAGGCUGUUCGACUCUUGAUCGAGCGUGGCGCAGGAUUAGAACAUUUGUCUCAUGGUAUGUGCGGCCGAUACCGUGAUGCGCUGCAAGCUGCGGUGUAUGCUGGCCACGAGCAUAUCAUCAAGAUACUCUUCGCAGCUGGUGCGAAGCUUGAGCCAAGACGCGAUUGUGGUUUAUCUCGUUGUUUAUCUCGUUGCAGCAUGUCUUCUAAGACUAGCAGGAUUGCGCUGCCGGGCUCAAGAGCGGGUACGGGCAGCCUGGACAUUCCGGCAAAGCUGGGACCGCUUGAGAUCGCUGCUCGAAAAGGCCAUGCCAAUUUGGUUGAGAUGUUGCUAGCCAAGGGGGCUAGGAUAGAUGCCAUUGAUGCGAAUUAUCAAUACAAUGAGUACCACUCAGGAUGUUCGUACACCGCAUUGCAGAUCGCGGCAUUUUGGGGACAUCUAGCCGUGGUGGAACUUCUCUUACAUCAUGGAGCAGACAUCAAUGCUCUCCGACAGACUCUCGGGACUCCCUUACAAGCGGCUUUGGAGGGAGGUCAUUCUGAUAUCGCAGAGGUGCUGUUAUCCCGGGGUGCAGAGAUCGAUAAGCAUUGGAGAAUGUUUGGGUCGUGCCUCCAGGUUUAUUCAGAACGAGGGAACCUUGAUGCUGUCAAGUUUCUACUGGAUCGAGGAGCGAACAUCGAAGAUCCUGGUGGUGAAAAUGGCAAUGCACUUCAGGUUGCCUGUGGUGCAGGGCAUAUCGAUGUUGUUCGGUUCUUGCUUGGCAAAGGUGCAGAUGUGAGAGCACCUGGAAAAGACUUGGGAAAUGCACUGAAAGCAGCCAUUGCAAGAGGACAUCUCGACAUAGUCAAACUGCUCCUCCGUCAAGGUAUAAGAAUGGACGAUGCUGACAGCGAUGCUGACAGCGAUACUGAAACAGCGUUCUGCCUCGCUGCAGCCAAUGGACACGAGCAGAUGGUGAUCUCUCUGUUGCAACAGGGAGCCAAAGUCGACGGUAGUUCCACUCUUCUUAACUGUGAUGUCAGUGUAAGAUCAAAACGCAAACAGUCAAGGGCCGAUAUAAGAUCAGAACGGGCACAAAGCAGGAUAGUUGCAAUUCCCCUCCAUCUUGCUGCCAUUAGUGGACAUGAAUCUACCGUCGCUAUCCUCCUCGAGAACGGGGCAAACGCCCACCUAAAAGGAAAAUUACACCGUAAGGAAAUGGGUCUGGCCGAUGAAUGUGAUUUCAGCACAAUCUAUAGCACCCCGCUGCUCGCAGCCUGCUUUUGGGGACAUGCUUCCAUUGCCAGGCGCCUAUUUCAACACGACCCAUGGGGCUAUGCAUCUCGUAACACGUUUACGCCCGCCGUGGAAAGAAGUCUGGCUCGCGAUAAAAUGGACGUUUCAACAAUGCUGAUUCAAGAGGCAAUUUCCGCGGGUUCAAAGCCGAGCACUUUGACGGUGCAUUGA